GGAUUCCCGGCCCUCCUCCUCCUCCCUCUUUCUUUUCUUUUUUUUUUUUUUUUUUUUUUUCCUCCUCUCCCCUUUUCUUUUCCUCCCCCCUCCCCUCCCCUUCCUCCUCCUCCUCCCCUUCCCCCGACAGCGUAGCCGGGGCUCGGGCUCGCUCCCUCCCCCGUGCCCUCCCCUGGAGCCGCCGCCGCCGCCUCCGCCGUCGCACACGGAGACAUGUACCCGGGAGCCCCCUCCGCCGGACCCGUGCUCACACCUCCUCCACCGUUGCCACCGCCAAUACAGGGAUAUGCCUUUAAACCUCCUCCUCGACCAGAUUUUGGCACUUCUGGGAGAACAAUCAAACUGCAGGCCAACUUCUUUGAAAUGGACAUUCCUAAAAUAGAUAUCUACCAUUAUGAAUUGGAUAUAAAGCCAGAAAAAUGCCCUAGAAGAGUUAACAGAGAAAUCGUGGAGCAUAUGGUUCAGCACUUUAAAACCCAGAUUUUUGGGGACCGCAAGCCAGUGUUUGAUGGAAGGAAAAACCUUUACACAGCUAUGCCACUUCCCAUCGGGAGAGAUAAACAGGUGGAGCUGGAGGUCACGCUGCCAGGAGAAGGAAAGGACAGAAUAUUUAAGGUGGCUAUAAAGUGGAUGUCCUGUGUGAGUUUGCAGGCUUUACAUGAUGCUCUUUCUGGCCGGCUGCCCAGUGUCCCGUUUGAGACCAUCCAGGCACUGGAUGUAGUGAUGAGGCACUUGCCUUCCAUGAGGUAUACUCCCGUGGGGAGAUCUUUUUUUACAGCAUCAGAAGGGUGCUCAAAUCCUUUGGGUGGUGGCAGGGAAGUUUGGUUUGGCUUCCAUCAGUCAGUCAGACCUUCAUUAUGGAAAAUGAUGUUAAAUAUUGAUGUGUCUGCAACUGCAUUUUACAAAGCACAGCCAGUGAUCGAGUUUGUAUGUGAAGUUCUGGACUUCAAAAGUAUUGAAGAACAACAAAAACCUCUGACAGAUUCCCAAAGGGUAAAGUUUACCAAAGAAAUAAAAGGUCUAAAGGUGGAGAUAACACACUGUGGACAAAUGAAAAGGAAGUACAGAGUGUGCAACGUCACCAGACGACCUGCAAGCCACCAAACAUUCCCACUUCAGCAGGAGAAUGGACAAACCGUUGAAUGCACUGUAGCUCAGUAUUUCAAGGACAGGCAUAAAUUAGUUUUACGCUAUCCUCACCUUCCAUGUUUACAAGUUGGACAGGAGCAGAAACACACAUACCUUCCUCUGGAGGUGUGCAACAUAGUGGCAGGACAAAGAUGCAUAAAGAAACUCACUGACAAUCAAACUUCCACUAUGAUUCGAGCCACUGCCAGAUCAGCACCGGACCGUCAAGAGGAGAUCAGCAAGUUGAUGCGGAGUGCAAGCUUUAACACCGACCCUUACGUUCGGGAGUUCGGGAUAAUGGUCAAAGAUGAAAUGACGGAUGUGACCGGCAGAGUCCUCCAGCCUCCCUCAAUCCUCUAUGGAGGCAGGAAUAAAGCAAUUGCUACACCAGUACAAGGAGUCUGGGACAUGAGGAAUAAACAGUUUCACACUGGAAUUGAAAUAAAGGUCUGGGCCAUCGCGUGCUUUGCUCCCCAGCGCCAGUGCACUGAAGUUCAUCUGAAGUCCUUCACAGAACAACUGAGGAAGAUUUCCAGGGAUGCUGGAAUGCCCAUCCAGGGGCAGCCGUGCUUCUGUAAAUACGCACAGGGAGCCGACAGCGUGGAGCCCAUGUUCAGACACCUCAAGAACACUUACACUGGGCUGCAGCUUGUCGUGGUGAUUCUGCCAGGAAAAACACCAGUCUAUGCGGAGGUGAAGCGCGUUGGCGACACCGUGCUGGGAAUGGCCACGCAGUGUGUGCAGAUGAAAAACGUCCAAAGAACAACACCUCAAACCCUGUCUAACCUUUGCUUAAAAAUAAAUGUCAAAUUAGGAGGCGUAAAUAACAUUCUACUGCCACAGGGAAGACCCCCAGUAUUCCAGCAGCCUGUCAUAUUCCUUGGUGCAGAUGUAACUCACCCACCAGCUGGAGAUGGGAAAAAGCCUUCCAUUGCUGCAGUUGUGGGAAGCAUGGACGCUCAUCCCAACCGCUACUGUGCCACUGUUCGGGUCCAGCAGCACCGCCAGGAAAUCAUCCAGGAUUUGGCUGCCAUGGUCAGGGAGCUGCUCAUCCAGUUCUACAAAUCCACCAGAUUCAAACCAACCCGCAUCAUCUUCUACAGGGACGGGGUUUCGGAGGGCCAGUUUCAACAGGUGCUGCACCACGAGCUGCUGGCCAUCAGGGAGGCUUGCAUUAAACUAGAGAAGGAUUAUCAGCCUGGAAUCACAUUUAUAGUUGUGCAGAAAAGGCAUCACACCAGACUCUUCUGCACGGAUAAAAACGAACGGGUUGGAAAGAGUGGAAACAUUCCAGCUGGUACCACAGUGGACACAAAAAUCACCCACCCAUCAGAGUUUGACUUCUACCUGUGUAGUCAUGCUGGGAUUCAGGGAACAAGCAGACCCUCCCAUUACCAUGUCCUGUGGGAUGACAAUCGUUUCUCCUCGGAUGAGCUGCAGAUCCUCACCUACCAGCUGUGUCAUACGUACGUACGCUGCACCCGCUCCGUGUCCAUCCCUGCACCAGCAUAUUACGCACACCUGGUGGCCUUCAGAGCCAGGUACCAUCUGGUGGAUAAAGAGCACGACAGUGCUGAAGGAAGCCACACUUCUGGCCAGAGCAAUGGCAGAGACCACCAAGCACUUGCCAAGGCAGUCCAGGUUCACCAGGACACGCUGCGCACGAUGUACUUCGCCUGACGUGUUUUAAUGCUCAGCGGCUCCGGAUGAGGCACAGUUGGAUUCACACGAGACCAGCUGCACUUAGACCAACCCCAGCUCCAGGGACAGCCAGCAAUGAGUGACACAUCUUAAUUCCUUUCUUUUCCCCUUUCCCAAGGAAGCCUUCCGUCCAGAAUUUCACACGUGAUUACGAACUGCAUUCUUGUACCAAACCCCGCUAUUGUUGGAAAUGUGGUUUGCCAAAAAAAAAAAAAAAAAAAUCUCUAAGCUGCUUGGUAUAAAACAGACCCAUAUUUUAUAAUUAAAUCAAGAGCUGCAAUCUCAGGGCUUAGGGAAGAAAGAAAAAGACACAAACAAAUGAAACAAAAAAAAAAACCAACAACCCGACCCACAAAACUCCUCAUUCAGUUUGCUAUUCAUUGAGUUGCUUUUAAUAAUUUGGAAAGAUCUAAUUCAUACUAAGGUUUGAUGAGCUAAAAUGCUGUGAAUUAGCUUUUAAUGCAAAGCAAAGCAUUUUUUUACUAUUUAUGAAGCCUUGAUUAUUCUAGAUGAAUUUACAAAAUUUUUAUUUUCAAAAUAAGAGAGUGACAAAAUUCUGGUUUUCAACUGUCUUAUAAAGAUUAUUCUCAGAUUAUUCUCUGUGUGUCUAAGGGCAAAUGUAUUUUCUGAAGCUUGUUCUUGAAUGUUUUUUAUUGUGCUGCAUUUGAAAAUGUUUUUCAUAGGCUAAAGAUGAAUUUAAAAAAAAAAAAAAAGAAUAAACUUGUACCUAAGCUUUUAAUAGCUCCAGUUAGAUUGGCAAAAGAAAAUGUGCCAUUUAAAAAACUUGUAAAGAUUUUUUUUUUAAGAUCAUACUGACAGCUAACUCUAGGAUUUGUCAUACAGGACUGUGACACUUACUUUCCAAAGUCUCUAAAGAAUACGGGUCUGUGGUGAUAAAUACAGUACAAUCCUUUUUCACUGUAGUUUGAGUUUAAUGUAAAUUUUAUAUAUGUUUCACAGUAUUAAUGUGAUAGACUAGAUGCUAUUAUUUAUUUUUAUUUACUAAGGAGUGCUCAUUAUACUUCUGUUAACAUAUCAAGAACGCUUUGAACUUUAGAAAAGUGAAAAACCUUCUCGUGGGGACAUUUUACUCUUCAAAUGCAAAAAAAAAAAAUAUGCAAUCGAGGUGGUGAGAGGUCAGAGAUGGAAAACAGUGUCUGUUGUAGCUUGGGAUUUGCAGAAGGGCUUUUCAAACGUGCACACGACACAGCAGGUUUUACCUCUGCGGUUCAGAGACGCACACGAGACCAACACCCUCCGUUCGUUCAAGCACAAGACAAUGGUAUUUUAUUUAUAGGCUGAAUUUUGGUGCAGCAGGAGCUCCAGCAGGGGAGAGUGGCUCGCUGCAGGUUAGGCAGAAGCCCGAGAAUCUAUGCAGUAAAGAUGAAUCUUAGGAAAACUGAAGUUUACUUAGGGAGGGAGGUGAAACUCUCUUCGAUAUGCGUGAGGGCUGUAGGAAAGGGGAGAGUUUUGCUGUUCUUUGAGAAGCAUUAAUUACAGCUGAUGAGCUCUAGACAGACACUUCUGUUAGUUUGCACACUGGAUCCAGAAAAACCAUGACACACCUGUAUAAACCAUUGCACUAAUUACAAUGCCACAAGCCAGGUUUAGGAGAGAAUGGAAAAAGCCCAGAAAACUUGUUUAUGCUCACUUGAUCUUGCUUGUUUUUCCAUAGGAGAACUGAAAUAACGUGCUAAAGAGGCAGGUUUGAAAACUUUCGUUCUCUUCCACUGAUUGAUUUUGCUUUUUUUUCCCUUUUCUCUGAGCAGCUGCUCAGUCUGGUUUGGAUACUUUUACCUCUGGCCACUGGGGCGGGUGAGUAGCUUUAACCCACACAGUGCUCUGGGCCCUGGAGCAGAUCCACUGCAACCAGUGGCUGUUGGAUAAGCCAGAAAAUGCCCAACCUUUUGCUGCAUAAAGACUUUUAGGUACAUAAUUUUGUGCAAGUUCUGAUCUUCACCUUGUAGCAGUCGUGUUGGUUGUUGGUGUUAUUUUUUUUUUUAAGUGAAAUGUAAAAAACUAUUAAUGGAAUCAUUGUGUUUGUAUUAUCCUAAUUUGGAGAUUAGGCUGCUGGGGCAGAGUUGUCUUCUUGGUCGUAGUUAUAUAAAUUCAGAUUUAAGCAAAUCUUAAGCCAAGCUUAGGGUAGCACUGUCUGUCUUGCUGUGUCCCAGCCAGGUUGUACCUACCUCCCCCCAGGCACCCCUAAACUGCAGAACCUUCCCAUGGUGGGUGUUGUUGCACUUCCCUGUGUUUCCCUUGAGAGGUUUCCUAUUUCAGUGAAGAUUUUAAUUUGGCAGAGUUUUAUAUAAGAAUUAUUUUUUUAUAUGAAUUGUUCGUAACAAAUAGAAAAAAA
Messenger RNA from Myiozetetes cayanensis, 5182 nucleotides. RefSeq names its product argonaute RISC catalytic component 2 (gene AGO2). Gene Ontology annotation, biological process: regulatory ncRNA-mediated gene silencing; regulation of DNA-templated transcription. Gene Ontology annotation, molecular function: endoribonuclease activity, cleaving siRNA-paired mRNA; protein binding; RNA binding. Bases 214 to 2808 code for a protein of 864 amino acids. Gene Ontology annotation, cellular component: RISC complex. Lineage: Eukaryota; Metazoa; Chordata; Aves; Passeriformes; Tyrannidae. The record is from RefSeq and is a predicted model, not a curated record. The transcript has 19 exons.